AUACAUAUAUAUACCUAAUACUGCUGCUCCCGCUGCCACCUGCUCGACCCACCGCCUCCCCGUGUGGUGUCUCUUCGGAGAGCCGCCCCCGAGCAGCCUCAGGGUGGCUUGGCUGGCACCCUCUCUCUCUCUCUCUCUAGUGGGAGAUACAUUACUACAAACUGGGCGCAACGGGGCUGCGUCACAAGUGCAAGGAAACGUGGGAGGGGCUACGUAAGGGCCCGUCACAGAACAAAGCUUGCGCCCGGCGAGAGUAUUAUUCACUUUCCUGUCAUCCAUGGAACCGGGAGGACACGGCAAUCGGCUCGACUACGAGGACAUGUUCAAGGAGAUCACGCGCAAAUUGUACGGCGAGGAUCUCGAGAACCGCACGUCAAAUGUCCAGAACGAGUUCGAGACAUCGGUGUCGUACAAGGCCGAGGAUGAGGUGGUGGGCCACCCCGGGGACACCGGCGAGGAGGGCAGCUGGACCCUCGGGGAUGAGCCGCUCAAGGGCACCGAGGGCAGCCGCAUAGCCGCCUACCGGGCGACCACCGCGAGCUGGCGCUGUUACGAGUGCGGCGACCAUAUAAACAGCAGCCCGCGCGAAGUGGCCGAGCAUUUCGUUAGUUUGCACCAGUCACGCAUCUCCGACGAGGACAGCGGCCGGGCCUUGCAAAAUAUCACCAAUUAUUUGGAGCAGGUGAGGGACACGGCUACGGGCGCGGCAGUGUUACCACCGGCACGGCGCACUCAGGAGACGCAGACGGUGCCCGCGACGAUACUGCCAGUCGCUCAGGCGAUUUUUCUCCAAGAGUUGCCCCCAGCGUACACUCACUUGCCAAACAUCAAUAAUCAGCAGAGCAACGUCAACAAUAACAACAACGACAGCAACAACAGCCACAACAACAACAACAACAACAACAACAACAACAACAACAACAACGGCAACAACAACAACAACAACAGUAGCAGCAGCUCGAUGCAGCUGGAGAGCGGGAGUACGUGCUCGGUUGGUAGCGGGAGUCUGGGCGACGAGGAGGCCGAUGGUGGUGACGGUGGCAUCGUUGCGAGCGUCAACGGCGGGCCCAGGAGAAACGGGAGGCGCAGCGGGAGGCGAAAGAGCGGCCGGGGCGCGGGCCAGGCCGACUACGCGAGCAUGAAGUACGUGUGCGAGGUGUGCGGCUACGGCGCGGACAGGCGGGAUCUCUUCAGGCGCCACGAGUACAUACACAAAGACGAGAAGCCCUUUCACUGCUACGUAUGCCUCAAGGUCUUCACCCGGGCCGAUCACGUCAAGAAGCACUUUCUCAGGAUACACAAGGAUAUCACGUACAACUCGUCCCGGAUUCGCGUGACCCCGAGCUCCGAGACCAACGCCGGCAGCCCCAGCCCGUGCUCGAGCAACUCCAGCCCAAGGACGUCGACGGCGUCCAGUCCGCCGAUCGCCAACGGCACCGCCAACCCGUACAUGAACGGCGACGUGUACCCGAAGCCGCCCCAGCAGCCCCAAGUCCAGAUGAGCCUACCGGCUCCGAGCUACAACCAUCACCAGCAGCAGCAGCAGCUACAGGCUCCGACGCCCGCCCUCGCCGCCGCCAUGUACCUGAACCCGGCGGCCGUCGCCGCUGCCUCUGCCGCUGCUGCGGUCAUGCAACAGCACCAACAGCUACAACAACAGCAACAACAACACCAACAGCAACAACAGUUGCAACAGCAGUCGAACGAUGUCGUGCAGAUGUCCGCGCAAACCAGUUCCGGCAAGAUCCGGAGCUCCAAGGGCAAAAAAAAGAUGAACAAGGAAGACCACAGAUACCAUUGUACCGAGUGCUCGUGGUCCGCGGACGCCCAAUGGGACCUGGACCGGCACAUAAAGACCCACACCAAGCCGUACAGGUGCACCGCGUGCGAGUACAGGGCGGCCAGGCCCGAGAGACUCGCCCAGCACACCCUCAAGGUGCACAACCAAAACCAAUGCACGCGCUGCUUCUCCAUUACCGAAAAUUUUGAGCAACUCCAGGUCCAUCAGCAGAGGUGUUCCGCCAAUCGCAACUCCAGGUCCGCCGUCCCGGUCAACCAGGACCGUCAACAGAUGCAGCAGAACCAAACCAACGAGCCCCACCUCCUUCCUCUGGCCAUGCACUCCGUAGGUGACAGCGCCACGAGCACAAUCAUAGGGGGUGGUCGAGCUCCUCCCGGACCACCGGUAUUCCCAGCCUCGUCGGCAGUAAUGGAACCGGCACUGGAACCCCCGAUGAUGGCACCACCGCCUACGACACUGUCCGGACCUAUUAGGUGGAAAAAAAUGAACCGCCACACGGCCAACGGUCACCCGAGCUGGGGCAACAGGCGAAAGAGCAAAAUGCCCCACCGAAGCGAGAGUAGCGCGAACGCGCCUAGCCGCGUGUUCGAGGAUAAAUUCGGAAUUUGGGGGGACGACUCGAACAGCCUGCCCGACGACUCGGACGAGCCCCUGGAACGUGGGAGUGGCGGUGAGGAGGUGAGCCACGGCUACGCUCAGUGGAUGGAGUAUCGUGGUUACUACUCGAGCGGGGCCCUGGACCAUCGGGUCACGAUGACCAGCCAGGAAUUAAAAGCGGAAGAAAAGGAAAACGAAGCUGUGGACACGUACCAGCCUGUCCCUGUUCACAAUACCAAAGUCAAUUCAAGUCACGCAAUAGCACGCCAAUCCCUCCGAUUGCUGUCUUAACUUCACUACAAUUAUUAUUAUUUUUAUUUUUAUUACUAUUACUAUUAUUAUCAUGACCCAGAGGCCGACGACAGUCAAACAUUCCACCGCGUUAUUGUUUUUCGUACAAACUUCUUUUUCUUUUCUUUUUUCAACGCUGGAGCUCUCACGGUCGCGUUGCAUGCCAAUGCUCAAGGGUAUAUAUUUUUUUUUCUUCAAGUUCUACAUCGACCCCAUAUUUUUGCGAUUCGCUGUAAGAUUAGAGGCACUUAAGUAACAUGGCUGUUAUUGUCACCGAACAAUGAUUGUGAUUCAACAAAUUUUGAGUAUUUGAGGUUACCAUAUAGUUUAUUUAGCGUAUAAGGAAACGAGAAUGACGUCGUUUCAACUGAGAGUAUUUCUGUUGUCACGUAAUCAUGUGUACGAACAAAAGUGUCAUUUUAUUAUUAUUUUCUCUUUUCUAUUUUUUUUUUCCCCUCAGUUGCCAUUUGAAACACCAUCUCAGAGUGUUUAAGAACUUUUUGUACAUAACAAAAGUGAGAGAUUAUUAUCGAUCAUUAUUAGC
This is a messenger RNA of Copidosoma floridanum, 3233 nucleotides long. It is a transcript of the gene chn, whose product is annotated as zinc finger transcriptional factor charlatan. Lineage: Eukaryota; Metazoa; Arthropoda; Insecta; Hymenoptera; Encyrtidae. Gene Ontology annotation, biological process: regulation of transcription by RNA polymerase II. Gene Ontology annotation, cellular component: nucleus. Gene Ontology annotation, molecular function: sequence-specific DNA binding; DNA-binding transcription factor activity, RNA polymerase II-specific. The record is from RefSeq and is a predicted model, not a curated record.